This is a messenger RNA of Nematolebias whitei (Rio pearlfish), 894 nucleotides long. RefSeq names its product ubiquitin-conjugating enzyme E2, J1 (gene ube2j1). Lineage: Eukaryota; Metazoa; Chordata; Actinopteri; Cyprinodontiformes; Rivulidae. The record is from RefSeq and is a predicted model, not a curated record.
GCUUUCGAAAGUAAACCAUCGGGGAAGUUUAGAAAGGAGCAGGAUCUGUGUUUGGACACUCUUGGACAUCCAUCCAGCUUAGUGAGACCCAGCGGACACGGAACCGUUUUGUGGGCCUGCAUGUUGGACUGGACACUGAACCGAACCGGCUGCUAAUAUCUGGGCUAACGUGUAAGAGAAAGGACCUGUCGACAGCUCACACAGACCGAGUCUGUCAGCAUGGAAAAUAAAUACAACUUGAAGAGUCCAGCGGUAAAGAGGCUGAUGAAGGAGGCUGCAGAAUUGAGGGAUCCCACAGAGCACUACCAUGCCCAGCCUCUAGAAGAUAACCUGUUUGAAUGGCACUUCUCUGUACGUGGGCCCCCAGAUUCUGAUUUUGAUGGUGGGGUUUACCAUGGCAGGAUUGUACUGCCCCCAGAAUACCCCAUGAAGCCCCCCAGCAUCAUUCUGCUCACACCAAAUGGGAGAUUUGAAGUAGGGAAGAAGAUUUGUUUGAGCAUCUCUGGCCACCAUCCUGAGACCUGGCAGCCAUCUUGGAGUAUUCGAACUGCCCUAAUAGCUAUAAUAGGAUUCAUGCCAACAAAAGGAGAGGGUGCAAUCGGAUCUCUGGAUUAUACCCCAGAAGAAAGAAGGGCUCUUGCCAAAAAAUCCCAGGAUUUUUGUUGUGAAACUUGUGACUCUUCCAUGCGCUCCGCCCUCCUGCCUCUGACGCCCAACAGUGACCUCAGCGCUGAAGAUCACAUGGCUAAAGAACUAGCUCAACAAAUCAAUUUCAAGGCUGAAUCCAGCUUAUCCACACAGGCCAGUACAAGUGGAGGUUCUUUGUUGCUCACCCAAAGCGACACUUCCACAUCCAUUGCCCAGGACAUUGCUGAAAGACCCCCAGCUGAACAG